Molecule: messenger RNA, 2903 nt
Organism: Engraulis encrasicolus (European anchovy)
Lineage: Eukaryota; Metazoa; Chordata; Actinopteri; Clupeiformes; Engraulidae
Gene: asb10
Product: ankyrin repeat and SOCS box containing 10
Exons: 5
Coding region: 184-1584 (466 amino acids)
Biological process (GO): protein ubiquitination; positive regulation of protein catabolic process; intracellular signal transduction
Molecular function (GO): protein binding
Source: RefSeq, a predicted model, not a curated record
GGGCCACUCAUAUUAGAUGUCAAAACACUCGCCGUACAAAUCAACAGAUAAGAGCCGGGCCGUUGUCAGAAGCAUUUCGCAUAUUGUUAGCAGGCAACAUCCAAGCUACUUGGUUUCUCCAAGACCGAUAGGCCUAUCAGCAACGUUCUCUUCAAGCAGCCUGCCACCGAAUAUCGACAGAGGAUGUCAAGGGGAAGUUUUGUCUUUACCUCCACAGCCUUGCGCUCUAUGGAAAAAGACAAAGAGUUGCUAGAGAGGCAACAGCAGCAGAGACGACUGGCAACUCCGAGGGUGAACGCUUACUUCUUUAGGAAAGAUGUGCGGGAGAGUAGCUAUGCGUCAAGUUACAGAUCUUCCCCGUCCCAUGCUUUCAUCUGCAAAGACCCGGUGGUCCACAAUGCCCUGUAUACAGGAAACCUGGAGGCGGUGCGCCAGUUGCUGUCCAAGGAAGCCCCGGUCAAUGUGGUCAUCCAGCCUCAAGGAGGAGACAUGGUCUGGGCAAAAGAGAAUGGGCUGUGGUCCUUAACCUAUGAGCAGGACCUGACCACGCCACUACACAUCACGGCCGGACGGGGCUUCACCGAGUGCCUGAAGCACCUGCUGCUGAGGGGUGCCAAUGUGGAGCUGGCGCCAGGUGGCACCACCGCACUGCACGAGGCCUGCCAGGAGUGCCAGCCUGAGUGUGCCAAGCUGCUGCUGUCCUACGGCGCAAACGCCAACGCCGUCAACGAGGACGGCCUCAUGCCUCUUCACGUCUGCACAGAAAAAGAGUCUAUUGACUGUGCAAAGUACCUGAUUGAGUUUGGAGCUUCAGUGGAUGGGCGGAGCCUAGAGGAGAAUGACACCCCCAUGCACGUGGCCGCUCGCCAUGGCCUACUCGACCACGUCGACCUCUACCUGCGGCACGGGGCUAACCCGGAGCAUCAGAACGACGAGGGCAAGAGCCCGCUCAAUGCAGCCUGCGCUCAGCCACAGGAGAAGGGCACGCUGGAGCGCUACAGGCAGGUGUGCCAGCGCCUCAUCGACGCCGGAGCCAAUGUCCACACGGAGGACCUGCAGCAUCAGACACCGCUGCACCUGGCCUGCAAGAACGUGCACCCAGAUGUAGUGGACCUCCUGCUGCAGAAAGGGGCCAACGUCAACGACAUGUGCUACGGAGGCAAUGCACCCAUGCACAAUGUGCUGAAAGAGGUCGCCUACAAGCAAGACCAUGAGCCGGAGAGGAUAGUGCGGGCGCUGCUCAACUAUGGAUCCAUCCGUGUCUGGCCGGGAGCGUUGCCCCAGGUGAUGAAAUUCUGCCACUCACGUCCACGUGUCAUUGAAGCACUCCUAAAUGCAUACGACCGCCUAAAAGUUACAGACAGAUGGGUCGAGGCUGUCCCCUCUGAUGCUCUUAAGCAACACCAAGAAUUCUUCGAGUCUGUGUUCGCCUUGGCCGAAACGCCACGUUCACUACAGCAUCUUGCCCGCUUUAAGAUACGGACCUAUCUUGAGGGACGCUUGCACAAGGUUGUGCCCCAACUGUCUCUUCCCACCUUCUUGAAAAACUACCUGCUGCUGGAGUUUAGGGACUAUGUUCACUGAGGACAGGGGGCUGCAAUUUUCUCCAUAGCCUUCAAUGGAUACAUUUGAAUAUGUACUGUAUAUAUUUUCUGUUUUAUUGCAGCUGUAUGACUUGGGUGAAAUUAGAUUAUAAUCAGUGUAAGCCUUGACCUUAAUUUCUAUACCAUCUUAUACAUGUAAAUAGUGAUUGUUGACAUUUUGUUGUACUCUCUGUAAUGUGUGCUUGAAGAUGAAGGUCGUGCACUUCAUUCUGUUGACAGCAGGAGAUGAUGAUUCAGCCAAAUGUGCCUUAACAUGACUAUGACUCACGUCUUUGUUUUAAAUGUUUAGUAAUAUUAAAUAUGUAUAUACUGGUUCAACUUUUUACAAGUAAAUGUGUGGGCUAGAAACGUUUAGCAUAAAGCCAUAUCUGAAAGACAGUUGUGGUUCAAACAUGGAUUGGUUAUUUUUUAAAUUAACAUGUAAUUAAGUGGCCAAAAUAUUUAAUUCAAUAUGUGUGUUUUUAGAACUGAUUAUGUAAUCACCCUGAAAGAAAAGCCUCUUAGUCUCGGCUAAAACAUUUACAUUUGGCUGCAGUCAUUGUUGCCUUUUUGUUGCGCCACAAAGAGCUUGCGCUUGUACCACAAGGGGGUGCUACGGUCGUUACGUGGCAAAUUACAAAACUGCUAAUAGUUCCUUUCCACAGUCAAUUAAGUUUGGUGAUAUUGGAUUUAGGAAUGAGUCGAAACAAUUAGGAAAACAAGACGGCAUCUAAUAAAGAGAGAUACGUGCCUCGUGGUGUUCUUUCAGUCAACUUCAAUGCACAGGCAUGAGAUCUGAAAUGUCACCAACAUUUCAUUUUUUAGACUGCACCUGUGAUGAAUUCUAAAUUAGGUUACUACUGCCAGUAGGCCUAUCUGUCUUUAAUACAUUACACCAGAAUAUGUAUUGUAUGGAUACUGAUUGCAUUCCUUUUGCAUGCUAUUGAGAUGGCUCAUAUUUGUGUUGUGAGAGGUGUGUGGGGUCAUGUUAUUCUUAAGAAGUGCUGAAGAUUCUUGUUUAGGUAAAACUAAAUGUGGCUGGUAUGUAAUUAAUAAAAUAAGCUAGAAAAACAUUGUUUCAAUGGUGACUCCCAACAGACAAAGCAAAUCAGUCUGCAUGCAUGAUGACAAACGAGUAGAUGGAGAAGCCAUUUGUGCUUCUCACUGUUUAAAAAUGUCAGACUAACUAUAUUGCCAUAAAUAUUCAUAGCCUACUUUUCUCCUGAACCACUUAAAUCAUUCCAUUUAUAGAGAAUAAAAACCCAUGAUUCUGGAGGUUUAUGUUGUGGGUCUGACAAAGUCAUGUCAAUAAAAUAAGUA